AUGUCUGUCAAGCUGCUUUGGGGGGGCUACUACACCGUUAGUAUAAGACAAGGGUUGGUGGCCGUUGUGUUGAACACAAACUUAUAUUAUGGCAGCAACAAAGUGACUGCUGACAUCAGUGAUCACGCAGGACAACUUCAGUGGUUUGAUAAGGUCUUAAAACAGGCUGCUCAAAAUGGCAAUAAGGCCUAUGUGAUUGCACAUAUUCCAACUGGUAUGCAGGGAAAAAGAGUUUUAAUGAUGAGACCACAUUUUAACAAGAGAUUGAAUGAGCUCAUCAUCAAAUACAAGAAUACAAUAGCAGCCAUGUUUUACGGUCAUCAGCACACUGACACGUUCAAGCUUUGGUACGAUCAGGGUGAACCAGUAGCGUUUGGACUGAUAGCACCAUCAAUAACACCAACCCACAACCCAGGAAUCCGGCUCUUACGAUAUGAUAGACUGACUUUCCAACUAACAGACAUUUGGCAGUAUUACCUGGAAUUGCCUGAUGCAAAUAGCAAGUCCAAGGCUCAGUGGAAACUACAAUACAAAUUCAGUGAGGCAUAUGGCGUUCACGAAAUUUCCUCCACCUCACUGGCGCAGUUGGUGUCCAAUUUGGAGAAGAAGACCGAUGUUUUCAUGAAGUAUUUCCGUUAUAACAUAGUCAGUGCUAAAGGCGAAAGUGUUCCUACAUCCUGUGACACCAAUUGUCGGCGACUUUAUAUCUGUUCUAUUAAAGAAGUAGACGUUGAUGGAUAUAAUAAAUGUGUUAAACCUGUGACCAGUAAUGGCUUCAGGCAUCGGGGAAAUCUUCCCUGGAGUUUUUAUUUUCUUUUUACUACGAUAAUUGUCUCCGGGAGCAUCAGUAAAAAUCAAUUUUUGUAGUUGUCCCGGAAAUGAUAGUUAUAAGGUUUGCCUUCCUUUUAAGAUAAUAUGAAAUAGCCUUUGAAAUGUAAUUGUUUACGAAAAUAACGAAUGGCAAAUAAUAAACACACGCAACUUUAUUAUUUUUAAGACUUCAUAAUUAUUAUUUCAUUAUAGUUUAUUCAUAACAAAAAAUAUAUUUCAGGGCCCAGCAACAACUGUACGUAUGAGGCCAAUAUGGAUUCAUUUCAAACAGACAUUAAUGUUCAUUAUUUAGAAAUAAAAUGACAUUAGAUUUAUUUUUGUUAUGCCAAAUGCUUUACGCA
Messenger RNA from Lingula anatina, 1172 nucleotides. RefSeq names its product acid sphingomyelinase-like phosphodiesterase 3b. Gene Ontology annotation, biological process: sphingomyelin catabolic process. Gene Ontology annotation, molecular function: sphingomyelin phosphodiesterase activity. NCBI's taxonomy places the organism in Eukaryota, Metazoa, Brachiopoda, Lingulata, Lingulida, Lingulidae. The record is from RefSeq and is a predicted model, not a curated record.